Molecule: messenger RNA, 1471 nt
Organism: Cucurbita moschata (crookneck pumpkin)
Lineage: Eukaryota; Viridiplantae; Streptophyta; Magnoliopsida; Cucurbitales; Cucurbitaceae
Product: protein WALLS ARE THIN 1-like
Exons: 6
Coding region: 72-1253 (393 amino acids)
Cellular component (GO): plasma membrane
Molecular function (GO): transmembrane transporter activity
Source: RefSeq, a predicted model, not a curated record
UCGCCCCCUUCUUCCUCCCUCAUCCACCAUCACCACCUCCUCCUUCCUCUUCUUCCUUAAGCUCGCCAUCCAUGGCAGACACAGGCUCCGUCUCCGACAGGAGAAUGUCGUGUUCUAUCCCCGAGAGGUUCCAGCUCCAUGCUGCCAUGCUGGCCCUGCAAUUCGGCUAUGCCGGCUUUCAUGUCGUCUCUAGAGCUGCCCUCAAUAUGGGCAUUAGUAAACUCGUCUUCCCUGUCUACCGAAACGUCAUCGCUUUACUCCUCCUCCUUCCCUUCGCUUAUUUCCUUGAAAAGAAGGAUAGGCCUGCACUCACUCUUAACUUUGUCCUUCAGUUCUUCCUGCUCGCUCUCGUUGGAAUUACAGCCAAUCAAGGGUUUUACUUGCUGGGUUUGGAUAAUACUUCCCCAACCUUUGCUUCUGCUAUUCAGAAUUCUGUCCCUGCCAUCACUUUCCUCAUGGCUGCGCUUCUUAGGAUUGAACAAGUGAGACUGAACCGGAAAGAUGGGAUAGCAAAGGUGAUGGGGACUAUAUGUUGUGUGGCCGGAGCAACGGUGAUCACAUUAUACAAAGGGCCGACCAUCUACAGCCCAGCGACGACUGUGACGGUGGAGGGGACGGCGGAGACGGCAGGGAUGCUGAUGGGGCCAGGAAUGUUCCCGUCACUAGGCGACGCAAAGGGCAAAAGCUGGACCUUAGGGUGCGUGUACUUGAUCGGACACUGCUUGUCGUGGUCUGCGUGGCUAGUCUUGCAAGCACCGGUGCUGAAAAAAUACCCAGCUCGCCUCUCCGUCACGUCCUUUACUUGCUUCUUUGGCCUCAUCCAAUUCUUCAUUAUCGCCGCCGUGUUCGAGCGCGACGCUCAGGCUUGGCUCUUCCACUCCGGCGCCGAAGCCUUUAGCAUCGUUUAUGCGGGGGUGGUGGCUUCGGGGAUAGCGUUUGCCGUACAAAUAUGGUGCAUUGACAGAGGUGGCCCGGUCUUCGUUGCUGUCUACCAACCGGUUCAGACCUUCGUUGUCGCUCUCAUGGCUUCCUUCGCUUUGGGCGAGGAGUUCUACUUGGGAGGGAUCAUAGGAGCUGUGCUGAUUAUAUCAGGACUGUACCUUGUAUUGUGGGGCAAGAGCGAAGAAAAGAAGUUCUUAUUGGAAAGGGCAGUGAUCCAGUCUGUCCCGGACCAUGGUACUCGCAGGCCAAGUGGCCACAUCAAACCGUCUCUUAACCAGCCACUUCUUCAUCCUACGGCUGACAGUGUUUGACCUGCCUCUGAAAAACACUCAAACUUUUGACUACCUAAAGACACGUGUCCUUCCUACAUAUGUCCGAACAAGCUUCAGUUCAGUUCAGUUCAGUGUGUGUUCUUUUUAAAAUUUUUACUUUUUGGUUGAAUAUUCGCACGCUUACUUUAUCUAAUUAGGAGAGUUUUUUUUUUCCUUCUUUUUUUCUUUUUUUCGUGUUUAAAAAUUAAUGAAUGAAA